Messenger RNA from Phyllopteryx taeniolatus (common seadragon), 3315 nucleotides. It is a transcript of the gene slc4a1ap, whose product is annotated as solute carrier family 4 member 1 adaptor protein. Gene Ontology annotation, molecular function: mRNA binding; protein binding. NCBI's taxonomy places the organism in Eukaryota, Metazoa, Chordata, Actinopteri, Syngnathiformes, Syngnathidae. The record is from RefSeq and is a predicted model, not a curated record. The transcript has 14 exons. The coding region runs from base 30 to 2474 and encodes 814 amino acids.
GACUAAGUUGACAGUCGCACCAAUCAAACAUGUCCGCCUCUGCGCAACUUGAUGUGAGCGUGACAAACACGGAUGAAAAAGAGACCAACUCUGCGAUGGAAACAAACGAGUGCUCGGAAGCAGAAAAUGACACAGAGCCCCAAAAGAAAGAAUUGCCCGAAGCUGGCCAGAACACAAGUGACCCUUUCAAAAAACCGACUGCGUUCGCUUCGCCUUCUCUCGCGAGCAAACGCAGCCUGAACGCUGCUGCUCCAUCCAAACCUGGAGCCGAGACGAGAAACGAGAAAGACAACAACGAAGCACAAAUCGAGGACACCAAUUGUGAGCUAUCUGAUGUUCCAGCGAAGGAUAACGAAACCCCGGACACUGGGCCAGAAAAGAAUACAAAUGGCGACGAACAGAGAGACGUUGCUCGAGUAAACAUGAAAACAGACUCUAAACACAGGGUGCUUCCGCCGGCUGGAGAGUUCCCUCCUCUCCCAUACACAGAGCCACAGUGGGGUGGUCCUGCUCCAGAUGACGUCUAUGCUCUUGAAAUUCUAAAAAACGGCACCAUAGUGGACAAGGUGCCCCUUGCGCAUCGAGGUUACUUCGUGGUUGGACGUUUGCCGGUGUGUGACGUCACUCUGGAACACCCGUCCAUCUCCAGGUACCAUGCUGUCAUCCAGUACCGCCGGCUUCCCGGGGAGGGGGAGUCUGUCAGUGAGGAUCGAGGUUUCUACAUCCAGGACCUGGGCAGCACACACGGUACCGUCGUUAACAAGAACAAGAUUCCGCCCAAGACGUACAUCAGACUCCGUGUUGGACAUGUCCUUAAGUUCGGAGGCAGCACGAGGCUAUUCAUCCUACAGGGUCCAGAAUUUGAUGAGGAAGAGGAGUCUGAACUGACCGUCACAGAGUUGCGGGAGCAAGCCAGGAAACAGAUGGCGGAGCUAGAGAAGAGAAUGUUGGGAGGGCGUUCUGAUGAAGAGGAAGGAGAGGAGAAGGACGAAGGCAAAAGCGACAAGAGCCGAGAAUUGUCCAGUGAAGACUCGGGCUGCUCUUGGGGAAUGGCUGAGGAGCAGCUUCCAGAAGAAGACGAGAACGAGGAGAACCCUUUUUCAACAGAGUUCCAAGAAGACCAGGAAGCUGCCUACUUAAAGGACCCUAAGAAGGCUUUACAGGGCUUUUAUGACAGGGAAGGCGAGGAGCUGGAGUUUGAGUAUGAAGACAAAAGCCACGGCAGUUGGCUCUGUAGAAUCAAGCUGCCCGUGGACGAUGCCUUGGGCCGGCAGCUGGUUGCCGAGGUGACCCACACGGGGAAGAAGAAAGAAGCAGCCGUCCAGUGCUGCCUCGAGGCCUGCCGAAUGCUGGAAGCCAGAGGACUGCUACGCCAGGAAGCAGUGUCCCGCAAGCGGAAGAAAAAGAACUGGGAAGAUGAGGACUAUUAUGACAGCGAUGAUGACACCUUCCUGGAUCGGACAGGCACAGUUGAAAAGAAGAGGAAAGAGAGAAUGAAAAAAGCAGGAAAGAUUGAGGAGCGGCCCGAGACCCAUGAAUCACUGCUGGCCAAGCUAUCACAGGUGGAGAAGGAGGUGGCAGAAGCACAAAAGAAGCUCGGCACCGCUGGGAAAGACACUUCCGGCUCUUCGACCGACGACCCGCUGGACGCCUUCAUGACGGCCGUGCGCAGCGAUGCAACCAUGGAUGCCGUCGAGCGCAGGAAGCUUCAUGUGCACGUCGCCGACCUGCGAAAAGAUGCCCAGCGGCUCCGCAAAUUGGUGGAACUCACUCGCCCCUCUCAGCUGCCCUCGCUGCUCCCCAGUGGCAGCUCCAAGUCUGAGAAACCAAAGAAAGCUUUGCCGCUUUUUGGAGCCAUGAAGGGAGGAUGCAAGUUCAAGCUGAAGACUGGCACUAUCGGGAGAUUGCCUCCUAAGCAGCCCAGCUUGCCUCCCGAGCUCUUUAACAUGAAAGAACUUCCACCAGGAGGAGAAGAGGAGGAGGAAACAGAAGAAAAGGGGGAGGUAGAGCAGGAGACGGCUGAAAAAAAGAAGGAUCAUGAAGAUAAAGUGUGCAAGUUGAAUGUUGAACCUGUAGAGGCCAGCGAACUCAUAUCUCAAGAAACUUCGGGACAGAAAGGAGAAAAAUCAGUGCCGGAGCCAAAAGAAAAGAGGAAAAGCGAGGCAUGUACAGAGACGCAGAACCCAUUUCCUCAUCAGAACACCAAGCCCAACCUACCAACCUUUGUCACUGUGACUCAACAGAAUCAAGAGACAAGGGUGAUGAAUAUCUCAGUCCGAGGAAGAAAAAGAAAGUCAUGGGCCCCAGCAGGCCACCUGUGCAGCUCUCGAGUCAGUAUCCACAGGACGACCCCGAUUACUGUGUUUGGCUACCGCCGACAGGACAGACUGGAGAUGGCCGCACCCAUCUUAAUGACAAGUAUGGCUACUGAGUGGAAAAACUCACCCCAUGUCAUCAACUCGCAUCUGACGUGACACGACUACGGCUCCUGCACCAGCAUCAUCACUCGAGAUGACCAAGUUCAUGAGAGACCAGAAGCGAAUCAAAAGUCAAUACUGCCCUUCACGUAAAUAUAUUGUCUGAAGAUGAUAUAUAUUGGCUGGCGACCAGUUCAGUGUGUACCCCGCCUCUCGUCCAAAGAUAGCUGGCAUAGGCUCCAGCACGCCUGCGACCUUAGUGAGGAGAAGCGGUACAGAAAACGGAUGGAUGGAUGGAUGGAAGAUGAUAUACAGCUGCCCCGCGUUGCCAAUGCAGGCAUUUGACCCCUUUGACCCAGUGUCCUUUUCACCCUUCAAGCCGAAAAUAGAAAAUGGCAGCCCAAGAAGAGUUAGCUGAAUUCAGCUUUUUUCUCCCCUUGUCUCUGGCUGCUCCUCUUUCACUUCAAACCACCUGACAUUCAAUCUGUAUCCCUCCCCUAUUUGGCUCCACUUGAUCACUGGCAUUACUUUUUUUUCCCCUGCGAAAGAGUGUGUGUAGAAGGGAGGGAGAGCAGUGAAGCAGCUUUUCUGACCAUCUGGACACUUGGAUGGCUUACUGGAUGAAACGCAAGCUGAUAAUGACUCAAGCUACAGUAAGCAGAGUUGUGUGUCAGCUGACGCACACACACUCGUGGUGCAACCUUCUCAAAGUUCUCUUUUUAACAGGAUUGUCUUUAUGCCACAGUCAGCCAUUGUUGUGCGUUUAUGUAGGAUUCGCACUCAGUGCUGCUCAUCUGGUUCACAGCCUUACUCUAUUUCUUUUUUGGUGACAAGGUAAAUAAAUACUUUUACAUUGUAUUUUGUUUUUGAAAUAUGUAAUAAAAUGUCUGCACAACUA